GCUGGCUGUUUUCCGGGCUGUUCCUGUUGAGACGCAACACCCCUGCCGCACAAGGCCGUGGUGGACGGGAGGGGCGACCUCCGUAGCCGGUGAGGCAGCCGGCUGGUUGUCCGCCCUCCCCGACUAGGGGAUAACUGCACUGCAGCAGACAGCGGCACAGGCCGUUUAGCGAUAUAGUUUCAUAUCUAGCAUGUUAAAUGUAGCACAGCAAGUGGUAGUUGUUGUCGCCAUACUUGUGAGUUGUUCAUGUUUAGAGCCGGCAUGUUUUCCUGGGUGCAAGAACACAGAAUCCUGGUCCUCCUGUACCAAUAUUAAUAAUAAAUUUUAUGAUGGGCCCGGUGAACCUCCGCAGUCUACUUGUAUAUCAUGCCCCGAGCAGAUACAGCAACAGGCAGUACUAAAUGUGACGAAUUCCUCCCAACCAACCGCAUUAUGCCUCCCUAACAAAAACCGUGUAGCCGUUCGGGGGUUCUCGUUUGGGGUACUCUCAGUUCAGAAACUACGACCACCACAGCAAGCGAAAAUAUUGCAGUACCUCGCUCUCAUUCGAUGUGGAAUCACAGAUUUGGAAGAGGGUAUUUGGGCUGGGUUUCCGGUAAUUCGAUACUUGCAGCUCGACUUCAACAACUUGACGUAUGUCAAGCAAACCUGGUUUGACAGUUUGAAGUCCCCCACGUCGUUCUGGACCCUGUCAUUGUCACACAACAACAUCAAUGGUAUGGAAUCGAAAUGCUUCCAAAAACUCAGUUCCUUGCAGACAUUACUACUCGACAGUAACUCUUUGCAAAGUAUCAGGCCAUCUUGGUUUCACAAUCUGAAAAAUUUAGGCAAACUUUCUUUGGAAUCAAAUUCUAUCGCAUUCAUUCCUCCACAGGCAUUUAAGUCACUGUCCUGGCUGGGACAGUUAGACUUGAGCAGGAAUUUGUUAACGUGUUUGUCAAUGGAAGCUGUAGAGGGUCUGGAUAGGCUACAUACACUGUCACUGAUUGGUAAUGGGUUGCUUGCUCUCGAUGAUUCUGUUUUUGUGACAAUGUACUGGCGACUGGAGUACCGUCAUUUCCGCCACCACGGCCAUCGCAUUGCAGUAAGGGUUAACGACGCGCUUUUCUGCAUCACUGAAGUUCGUAUACAGAGGCAAUCUUAUUAUGUCCAGGUGCAACAUGACAACCGCACACGGGCAUCUCGCCCUAGUUUGGAACCAUCCGUUCAAUGCGCUCGUCUAAAUUCUAAACUAAAAGCAGAAAGCCACAUGAAGUACAGCCUGCCACUGGUUAUCAUAUCGGUCAACACAGAAUCAGACAAACAUGCUAAAAACAUGACCCAAUUGUGCAAACAUGCUCAGGAAAAUGUCUCCCAUGUAAAGGUAGCGUUGCGGGGAGACAUUACUCUACAGAUUGUUCCCAUGAGUGUAGACAGGUCCUGCAAUCCCCAAAUUGUUGCAAUAGUUCUAUCAGAUGCAAUCGCUAAUGAAAACAGGACCACGUUGUAUGCCGAUAGACACAGUAAUGAUAUCAGGGCGUUUGGUCAUGAAGAAAUGACGAAUGUAACAUGUUUGGUCAACACCUGGGAGAAGACCUACCAACACGUCUUCACUACGCCCUUAUCCAGCACUCCUGAUGACACCGUGUGUACAGAAAAGACCCAGACCUCAAGGAUCGGGUCUAGCGCUCUUGAUGGUACCCUGUGUUCGGGAGAUGGUGUAACUCUUACCACAAAAAAGCCUAAGGUCAAGAUAACAGAGCUAACCCUGAAUCAGACGAAUCCCAGUACAAAUGGAACAGUGAAGGAGAAAUCCACACGUGUAGCGAUCAUCACAGUAGUUGUAGUAGGGGUAGUACUGGUAGCACUGUUUGUGAUGUAUGUUAUCAGAAGACAGCGCUGUUGUUCACGGGGUGACCAAGCCGCACAGACCGCCGGCCACCUAGCAGGAGCCCAUGGCACUGCACCUAGUCAGUCUUCAUCUUCAGGUGAUGAUCCAAAGUACAGUGUAAUUCCCGACGAGUACUACAACCAGCAAGGCACUGACACUUCAACAACGCCACAGACUGACAAUGAUUAUAGUCAGAUUCCUGACGAGUACUACAACUACUACAACACGAGACCAGGGGCACAGCAUCCUUACUGGGAGAUUCCUGACGAGUACUACAACUACUACAACACGAGACCAGGGGCACAGCAUCCUUACUGGGAGAUCCCUGACGAGUACUACAACUACUACAACACGAGACCAGGGGCACAGCAUCCUUACUGGGAGAUUCCUGACGAGUACUACAACUACUACAACACGAGACCAGGGGCACAGCAUCCUUACUGGGAGAUUCCUGACGAGUACUACAACUACUACAACACAAGACCAGAGGCACAGCAUCCUUACUGGGAGAUCCCAGAUGAGUAUUACAAUCGCUACAACACAUUCCCUCCAACACGUCGAGCGGCUGCAUCUGAGGUGGCCCUUUCCUCUUCAACCAGGCAGGGCGGGAAACAUCCUUCCUACGAUACAGCCCCUCAAGUCUGGAGAGACCCACAGAAUUACCAGAUACCUGCACGUGGACGUCCGACUAACAUCAGAGCACGAGAAAUACCUGAAAAUGGCAACAGUCUCCACCGAUAUAUGGGUUUGAUUGGUAAUUACAAAUACAAGAAGAGACGCCUAUCAUACCCUCUGACACUUCGGGUGCCUGAGGAGCACGAGAUCUACUCUACAAGCUUCACUGCCACUAUUACUACAACUGAGGUGGUCCUUCCUUCAUCAACCAGGCAGGGUGGCAAACAUCCAUCCUACGACACAGCCCCUCAAGUCUGGAGAGACCCACAGAACUACCAGAUACCUGCACGUGGACGUAAUACCAACAUUCGAUCACACAAAAUGCAGCAAAAAGGCAACAGUCUCCAUCGGUAUAUGAGUUUGACUGGUAACACAAAAUACAACAGGAGACGCCUAUCAUACCCUUUGACACUUCGGGUGCCUCAAAACUAUGAGAACUGUUUUGCAGGCUUUAAGUUAACUUCAGCUGGUCCUGAGAUGGACCUUUCUUUAUCAACCAGGCAGGGUGGCAAACAUCCAUCCUACGAUACAGCCCCUCAAGUCUGGAGAGACCCACAGAAUUACCAGAUACCUGCACGUGGACGUCCGACUAACAUCAGAGCACGUAAAAUGCCCACAGCAAACGAUAGCAGUGGCCACAGAUAUAUGACAUUGACUGGUAACUAUAGCAGAACAAUGAGAGCUGCAAACUUCAGAAUGCAAGCAAUGCCUCUGUAUAACAAAAGCCCAGCUAACUAGAUAUUGCUACAGCGCAAAAAAACAGGUUGCCUUCAAAGCUGAACCCUCAGAAAACACAAAUCACCAAAGCAUACCAUACCAACAGGCCAUUACCAUUUCUCAAGGUCACAAGAGUGAUAGCAAAGGUCAAGUUCACAGGUGCAAAACUCUAGACAUAAAGUGCAUCUUUGUUAAUGAAGAGUGACCCCACAAGCAAGGAAAUUCAUCAUCAUCGCCAGAGCAUUUAGGUAUGAUCACAGGUCAUCAGAGCAAGCCACCUUCCUUACAAGCAACCCUCGUUUAAACACUUCCCUGCACCCUCCCACUAAAAAUACAAAUUUGUUCCAAAAGGUCACAUCAGCAGGCUCAAGGUUACCUUCCCACAAUUUACUCCAUGCCCCGUUUUUUACUAAAUGGUCACGGCUUCACAAAUCAUGUUCAGGAAACAAAAAUAGAAAAGUUUAGGUCCUUUACCAUGUUGUGCAAGUACUGCGGAGGAAUUCUGGUCACGGAGAGCAAGCCUUUUAUACACUUCAGGUUCAAGUGAUUCUCAUUCAAAUCAAAUUCCCUCCUUGACUACUGAAAAUGCU
Molecule: messenger RNA, 3852 nt
Organism: Branchiostoma floridae (Florida lancelet)
Lineage: Eukaryota; Metazoa; Chordata; Leptocardii; Amphioxiformes; Branchiostomatidae
Exons: 2
Coding region: 191-3283 (1030 amino acids)
Biological process (GO): Rho protein signal transduction
Cellular component (GO): plasma membrane; cell surface
Molecular function (GO): nerve growth factor binding; death receptor activity; coreceptor activity
Source: RefSeq, a predicted model, not a curated record